AUGGAUGUUAAAAGUGCGUUUUUAAAUGGUUUUAUAAAAGAAGAAGUAUAUGUCAGUCAACCUCCUGGCUUUGAAGAUUUUAAAUUUCCUGAUCAUGUUUACAAGUUGAAAAAGGCCCUUUAUGGUCUUAAACAGGCACCUAGGUCUUGGUAUGAAAGACUUAGUACCUUUUUGAUUGAAAAUGAAUUUUCUAGAGGAAAGGUUGAUUCAACCUUAUUCAUUAAGAAAGUAGGAAAACACAUUUUAAUUGUGCAAGUUUAUGUAGAUGAUAUUAUUUUUGGUUCAACUGAUGACUCCUUGUAUGAAGAGUUUUCAAAAAUAAUGCAAGGNGAAUUUGAGAUGUCUAUGAUGGGUGAGUUAAAUUUUUUCUUAGGACUACAGCUAAAACAAAUGAAUGGUGGAACAUUCAUAUCCCAAACUAAAUACUGUAGAGAAAUUCUUAGGAAAUUUGGAAUGGAUAGCUGCAAGGAAGCUAGUAUACCCAUGGGUACUUCAUGUUAUUUAGAUAAGGAUGAAACUGGAAAAGGAGUGAAUGAAACCAUGUUUAGAGGCAUGAUAGGAUCUUUGUUAUACUUAAUUGCUAGUAGACCAGAUAUUAUGCAGAAUGUUUGUGUGUGUGCUAGAUACCAAGCCAAUCCUAAAGAAUCACAUUUGACUGCAGUUAAGAGAAUUCUAAAAUAUCUUAAGGGAACUACUUCAUUUGGACUUUGGUAUCCCUCUGAUGCUUCACCUAGUUUAAUAGGAUACUCUGAUGCAGAUUAUGGUGGUUGUAAAAUUGAUAGAAAAAGUACUAGUGGAACCUGUCAUUUCUUGGGAUGUUCUUUAGUGUCAUGGCACUCAAAGAAACAAGCAUGUGUAGCUUUGUCUACCACUGAAGCUAAAUAUAUUGCAGCUGGAAACUGCUGUGCCCAAAUUUUGUGGAUGAAACAACAACUGGAAGACUUUGAUAUCUUCCUUGACAAUAUUCCUUUAAAAUGUGAUAAUACUAGUGCGAUAAAUUUGACCAAGAACCCCAUAAUGCAUUCAAGAACUAAGCAUAUAGAA
Molecule: messenger RNA, 1044 nt
Organism: Vigna radiata var. radiata (mung bean)
Lineage: Eukaryota; Viridiplantae; Streptophyta; Magnoliopsida; Fabales; Fabaceae
Exons: 1
Source: RefSeq, a predicted model, not a curated record